This is a messenger RNA of Punctularia strigosozonata HHB-11173 SS5, 2250 nucleotides long. RefSeq lists its product as uncharacterized. The record is from RefSeq and is a predicted model, not a curated record. Bases 1 to 2250 code for a protein of 749 amino acids. Gene Ontology annotation, molecular function: zinc ion binding; nucleic acid binding. Lineage: Eukaryota; Fungi; Basidiomycota; Agaricomycetes; Corticiales; Punctulariaceae. The transcript is spliced from 7 exons.
AUGCCCCCAUGGCUCGAGCGACCGCCGCUGUUCAACAAGCGGUUGUCAUCCCUGUGCAAGAAAGAACUACAGAGCCUGGCAUCACACCUGGGGCUCGACCAAGACGGCACGGUUGCUGCUCUCAAGGCCAGAGCACGGCAAACCCUUCUAGGCGACAUCAGAUUCUACAUGCAGCACCCCGACUACAGAGCCCUGUUUACGAGACAGGAACUCGCCGACAUAAUCGAAGAGGCGUCGAACUCUUCGGGCUCCCCAUUCCACGGCAUCACACAGGGGGCGGAAGCGGCUCGGGACGAGAACCAACCAGAUGAAGGGGAUGAGCAGGUGGAUCCGGAGCAGGAGAAUCGGGUCCGGGAUGAGUCGUCAAGUCGAGAGGAGGAAGACGACGAGGAGGAUGCUCAGCCCCCUCCACCGUCAGACGACUUGGACGACCAUAUGGUCGUCGACGACUCCCUGCCGAGUUGCAUAUGCAACAAGGUGGCUCGACUCCCCCGACCCCACCCAUGUCCCCAACCCCUUCUGGGCGCGGCGACCUCACCCCUCAAAGGCACGGUUCGAUGCACCAGGCCGGGAGGGGCGCCAGCGGUUCAGGGCCGGAACCCGAUGGGCAACCGGCCAGGCAUCACCACCGGAAGCGGACUCGCGAGCGUUCACCCCCCAGGAGGCGCCGCUCUCACCGCACGUCCCCAGAGAGGAAGAGAAGACGACGCGACUCUUCUCCCGGGUCAUACGACCGAGCGCAGAGCGAUGAGGAAGAGGGCUCGAGAUCCCGCCCUAGGAGACGACACGCCCGGUCCCCGUCAUCCUCAAGUAGUCUUCGAGGAGCCCAUCGUCAGGGUCCUCAUCGUCCACCCAUCGGUCGAGGACGACGCACGCACGUCGCCACGCCCCGCGCAGAAGUCACUCGCGGAAUCGGCGCUCGAGGUCAGAGCGGCACAUACACCGUGGCUCGACUCCCCCGACCCCACCCCAUGUCCCCAACCCCUUCUGGGCGCGGCGACCUCACCCCUCAAAGGCACGGUUCGAUGCACCAGGCCGGGAGGGGCGCCAGCGGUUCAGGGCCGGAACCCGAUGGGCAACCGGCCAGGCAUCACCACCGGAAGCGGACUCGCGAGCGUUCACCCCCCAGGAGGCGCCGCUCUCACCGCACGUCCCCAGAGAGGAAGAGAAGACGACGCGACUCUUCUCCCGGGUCAUACGACCGAGCGCAGAGCGAUGAGGAAGAGGGCUCGAGAUCCCGCCCUAGGAGACGACACGCCCGGUCCCCGUCAUCCUCAAGUAGUCUUCGAGGAGCCCAUCGUCAGGGUCCUCAUCGUCCACCCAUCGGUCGAGGACGACGCACGCACGUCGCCACGCCCCGCGCAGAAGUCACUCGCGGAAUCGGCGCUCGAGGCGAAAGCCGACUGCUAUUCGAUCCCCGACCCCAUCCGGAAAAAGUUCCAGGAAGGGUGGACGACACACAUCCCACUCAAUUAUCUCACCGACAAGGCCGUCGCGGAAUACGGCUGCGACACGUCGUCCCUCCUCACGGACAUGUACGCAGUCGACCCCGCAAGAGGCCUCAUCCAAGCCGAGAAGGUUCUCCCGUCGGCGGGAGAACUGAAGCUGUCGUUCGGAGAGUGGCACCAGGCUUGGAAGCGUUUGCUCCAGCUGAUCAAGGCUUACUUCCCCCGCGAUUACGAGCGGUGGAAGAAGCAUUUCCGGCGCAUAUGCUGCACGGACGGGGCCACGUCUGAAAACUGGACCCUUUGGCUCGCGUACGACGCGGAGGUCCGCCGCCGGUGUCAUCUAGAGGGUAUAGACCCCGGGACUUUCCACAAGAACAUCUGGAACAAGGUGGAGCCCGCGCAUAUCAAAGCUCAGGUCAUGGCGUCCUUGCAGCCCUUUCGGGCCCAAACCGCAUCACGGAGCUCCGGCGCCAGACCCGAACAAUCAUCCAGGCACGCGUCCGGGCGGGCCCAGCUCUCCUCCCCGAAACCCAUCGACUCGAAGUGUUUUUUCUGCGGCGGAAAGGGCCAUAAAGCCUCGGCCUGCAAGGCCGACAGGCUCAUCAACGGACAGCCGGUCAGGCUCACCCGCGGCGAGGACCGUUCGGUCAAGGAUGACAAGGGCCGCCAGUAUUGCUUCUAUUUCAACAUGGCCGGCGGAUGCACGAAGAAAGACGCCGGACCCUGCGCCAAAGGAGACCACCGUUGCACUCUCUGCGGGGGUACGAACCACGGAGCGCAAUUGUGCACCGUCGUGUGCUGA